Messenger RNA from Closterium sp. NIES-67, 204 nucleotides. The record is from the annotation of a GenBank genome assembly. Lineage: Eukaryota; Viridiplantae; Streptophyta; Zygnematophyceae; Desmidiales; Closteriaceae.
GACAGGAGGGUGCGCGGCGGCACGCUGAUAGUGUGCCCCAUGACGCUGCUGAGCCAGUGGAAGGCUGAGUGCGAGGCGCACACGGCGCCCGGGCUGCUGUCCGUGCUGCUGUACUAUGGGUCGGGGCGGGACUCAGAGGCUCGCUUCCUGGCACAGCACGAUGUGGUCAUCACCACCUAUGGGACGCUUCACGCUGAAUUCAAG